Tachysurus vachellii is the source of this 2270-nucleotide messenger RNA. It is a transcript of the gene oit3, whose product is annotated as oncoprotein induced transcript 3. The record is from RefSeq and is a predicted model, not a curated record. Lineage: Eukaryota; Metazoa; Chordata; Actinopteri; Siluriformes; Bagridae. The transcript has 9 exons. Gene Ontology annotation, molecular function: calcium ion binding. The coding region runs from base 82 to 1725 and encodes 547 amino acids.
UGUACAGCUUUAAAGACCCUGCCCUUUUCCACAAUUCUCACAACAGACCUACUUGCAAGCGUGUGUUAGACAGAAGUCACCAUGUUGUUGAUUUGGCUGAUCGAUGUCCUCUUAGCUUUGUCUGUCCUCCAGAUUGUGGCCACUGAUAAGAUUGCAGCUCCAGAUCCCUGCUUGGCCUACAUCAGCCUGAAUGAACCCUGGAGAAAUACAGAGUACCAUGUCAACAACUCGGCUGGUGUGCCCUUGUGUGACCGGCAUGUAGACGGUGAGUGGUAUCGCUUCACUGGUAUGGCCGGUGAUGCCAUGCCCACCUUUUGCAUCGAGGAGAACCAUUGUGGAACCCACGCACCCAUCUGGCUCAAUGGCACCCACCCACUGCCUUCCGAUGGCAUCAUCACGUUGCCUACAUGUGCAAGCUUCAACGAUGACUGUUGCCACUGGCGUGGGAUGGUGGAUGUAAAAGCAUGCCCCAGGGGUUACUAUGUAUACCGCCUGCCGCGUCCCUCAGUAUGCUUCCACGUGUACUGUGGCCAUUUCUAUGACAUCUGCGAUGAGGUGGAGUGCACUGGUCCAGACUGUCCACUGCAAAUAGAGUGCCGUUGUCCUUCAGGCACUGUUCUGGGGCCAGACUCCCAAACUUGUCUGGAUAUAAAUGAGUGUGAGAAUAGCAAUGGUGGAUGUGCUGAAAUGUGUCUGAACACCAAGGGCUCACGGCGGUGUGAGUGUGGUCCAGGCAGAGUCCUGGAUGCCAAUGGCUGGACCUGCAAUGAGAUCGCAGGCUGCCACAAUGUGAAUGGAGGUUGUAGCCAUGGCUGCUCAUCAGAGAAUGACUCCUAUUACUGUCACUGUCCAAGAGGCCUGACGCUGGGAGAGGACAAGCGAAGCUGCCAGGUGCCUGUGCAGUGCGAUCCCAGCUCUAUUGAUGUGUCUGUUCCCAAAGACCUUGUGGGUGGCCUGGAGCUCUUUUUGUCAAAUUCCUCAUGCCGCGGUGUCUCUAAUGGCACUCACAUCAACCUUCAUUUCAGCCUGAAGACCUGCGGCACCGUGGUCAAGGUAAUUGAUGACAAAAUAAUUGGCACAAACCUGGUCACCGGGCUGCCAAAGUCAAGUCCAACCAGCAGUGGAGAUCUAAUUGUACGCACCAGCAAGCUUUUGCUGCCCAUAACGUGCGAGUUCCCAGGUCAUUAUGACGUAUCAGAUGGUUACCUCCCCAGCUUACGCAGCUCUGCACUGGAGCUGUCAGGACACAGUGAGGGCGUCUUCCCAUUCACACUGGAGCUGUUUAAGAGCGCAGAGUUUUCCGAGCCGUACAACAGUCCUCCUCAGCUGCGUUUACGUGAUGCAUUGUACUUUGGCAUAGAGCCACGGGAGCGUGUGGAGGGCCUUGCUGCACUUGUGGAGACCUGCUUUGCCACACCUGGCCCUAAAUCUGAACAAGUCCUCAAAUAUUACCUCAUUAAAGAUGGCUGUAUUUCGGAUGACACAGUUCGCCAGCUCUCAGCAAAAAAUCAGCUCUCCAAACACUACCAGGUUCCUGUCUUCAAGUUCAUUGGCAGUGACAACAGGGAGGUGUACCUGCACUGUCGAGUGCUAGUGUGUGGUGAGGGAGAGUCACGCUGUACGCAGGGCUGUCAUAGACGUCUGAGGCGAGACCUCUGGACUGAACAACAUCAGGAGAAACGCACGCUGACUGGAGGACCCAUUCUCAUUCUGCCAGAUCUGUAACACACACACACACACACCUACACACACAUACACAACUCUGCCAUCCACCUCUUUAUCUGUAACCUUGAUUCUGUGAUCAAUCCAACACUACCAUACAAUGUCUUGUACAUAGACCCCAUUAACCCCAUAAUUUCAUCAGCCAACUGGAAACUGCAUUACUGUGCACAUGCAUCUCAGCGUCAAUUUAUUCACAUCGCUCACAAAUACACUGACAUCACACUCCUGUAUAUAUGAGCCAAUGACUCACUCUCUUAUGUCAUCAUAACAUAAUCUUUCCUCCGGGUUAAUAGAAGCACUGAACCAUGAACACAUCUAUUCACUCAGCUAGUCCUUACUGAAUAUUUAUAUAAUACAUAUUUGUGCAUUUAUAACUAUUAUAAUUAUUACGACAUCAGUUUUACUAUGAAUGUGAUUUGGCAUAAGAUCUCUCAUAAGCACAAUAAAUUCUAUAUAUUUUGUAACAGUUAACAGACCGAGGCUAUGUCAGUUUUGACAUGGAUUUAUACUAUUUUGCUCAAAAUAAACACAUUUAACAUUUAAAAAUA